Molecule: messenger RNA, 2166 nt
Organism: Kwoniella botswanensis
Lineage: Eukaryota; Fungi; Basidiomycota; Tremellomycetes; Tremellales; Cryptococcaceae
Exons: 8
Coding region: 1-2166 (721 amino acids)
Biological process (GO): carbon catabolite repression of transcription
Cellular component (GO): nucleus; cell tip; cell division site
Molecular function (GO): protein binding
Source: RefSeq, a predicted model, not a curated record
AUGGAGCUGUACAUCCCCCCACCGACAAACUUCUUCCGAGUCCUCCCACCCAAACCUGUCGUCCCUGCCGUCCCCAUCGUUCCCAUCCCUGAUCUUCCUGACAAACUCCAUGCUCCAGAAGGAACAUACAAGCUCAACCCUCCCGAGGGAUUCUCAAACAUUGGUAGUCCUGCUCAUCCGACUGCAGCAGAGCUAGCAAGACAGCAGCAAAGUACCAGUACCUUCUUAGCUGGUGCCAGUGGAUUUAUGGUCGCUGGACCGGGAAUGAUGCCAGGUCAAAUGCCUGGUGGACCCCCAGCAUCUACAGCAAUGUCUUAUGGAUCCUCCAUUGUGAAUGGUCAAGCUCAACCUCCUCAACCUGUGAAGAUGACAUUCGUCAACAUUUGGUAUCCACCUAAACAACCUAAUGAUCAAAGAUCUUUCGGUGGUCUAUUGGGUAAUAAGCAACAGCAAAAUACACCUUUGGUAGGAGUUGAUAGUCAACCGCCAAAAGAAGAGAAUUAUCAAUACGAACCGUCUCUAUAUUCGGAUGAUGGCGAAGGUAAUGAGAAUGCUUCUCAACCUUCUUCAGAGCCUCCUCCCUUAGAGAUGAACAUUCCUGGUAAUAGUACGAGUACGGGAAAGAGAAUCCCAUUCACGAAGAAUCAACAAUCUACAAAUAACGUUAUACCCCGUCCCAAAAAUAAUCUACGAUCGUCUUCGUCGACGUUCGUCACUCGUGUUCAGAUGCAGGAGAACCUGUUGAAGAAUCUAGGAGAGAAGGGGAGAAGUGGUGUAGGAGAGAUGGCAAGGUAUGGAUUUUGGAACUUGGGGAGAACUUUUGCUUGGGGUGAGGAAAAUCCAAAGACUAAAGAACCUCUCACUCGAAUCACGUUCAGCCAAGUACCAACCUGUCAUGCAGUCAACAUGCACACCCUCGGUCCAGAUAGAAUGGACGUUGUAAUAGGUUUCACAUCUGGUGAUUUGCUUUGGGUAGAUUUUACAAUUGGUAAAUAUUCAAGGUUGAAUAAGGGGGGCCUUCUCAACAACACUGCCGUCGUAGGAGUUCAUUUCGAUCCUCGACAACCCCACCAUUUCAUCGCUCAUUUUGCCGAUUCGACUAUAAUGCGAUUCCACCUCUUCGCUGACGAUCCUCCUACAUCCAUCAUGGCGUUCGUACUACCUUGGACAAAAUAUUUCGAUUCGGUAGCUCCAACUUCGUCAGAAAAAGAGAAAGAAAGAAAGAAUUCCGGAUCUUUACCAGAUGCUACGCCUAUCGGUGCGGUGGAUAAUGAAUGGGAAGAAGGUUUGAUCAAAUGGAAGAACGAAGAAUGGAAUUUGCUCAAUAACCCAAAUGUAAAUACCAAAAAGGAUAAAGAUGUUAAUCCGUGGGCGGGUAAAAAUCCAAUUGCAGCUUAUAAGAUUGAGAAAGUUAAAAUAUCAGCAAUGGCUUACUCGCCCGACGGACGGUUCUUGGCUAUUGCUGCUGAAGAUGGGAAUUUGAGAAUGGUUGAUGUCGCCGAAGAGCAGCUGACGGAUACUUUUGCUGGAUAUUUCGGAUCUUUGAACUGCAUCGCUUGGUCACCUGAUUCCCGAUUCGUAGCAGUAGGAGGACAAGACGAUCUCAUAACCAUCUUCUCAGCGAGGGAAUCACGUAUCGUAGCUAGAUGUCAGGGACAUUCUGCAUUCGUCAUGUCGAUAGCAUUCGACCAGUCAAGAGGAGAAGCUAGAGCAUAUAGAUUUGCAAGUGUAGGUGAAGAUGCCAAGUUGAUCCUUUGGGACUUCUCCGCUGCUGCAUUGCAUAGACCAAGACAUCAUCAUCCCACAUCGUCUCAUCACAGAUUAGGUGCAGGAGGAAGUUCCUUAUCUCUGUCCGCUCAGCAUUCGAAAUCGCAUUUACCACUAUAUGUCAAGUCAAGUAUAUUCCAUCCUGCUCCACCUAGGAGUGAAGUAGCGCUUUUACAACCUGUCAUGGCAAGAGUCGUAGAAGGUAAUUUACUUACGGGGGUACAUAUGACUCAAACUUCUAUUGUGACCGUCUCAAGAGCGGCGCAAGUGAAAUUCUGGACUAGACCACCAAGAACCAACACCCACCACCAUGGCCAUAACACCAAACAACGUACGGCUAGUAAAGGUGCGGCGUCUUCGAAUGGUAGAAGAGAUAGAGAGAUGAGUACACCAGCGUAA